Messenger RNA from Ostertagia ostertagi, 417 nucleotides. The record is from the annotation of a GenBank genome assembly. NCBI's taxonomy places the organism in Eukaryota, Metazoa, Nematoda, Chromadorea, Rhabditida, Trichostrongylidae.
CCUGCUGUUGCUAACGUUAACAAUCAAGGUGGUUUCGGAGGGCCCCAGCCGUUCGGUGGACAAGGCCCACAACAAUUUGGUGGACCAGGUCCCCAGCCAUUCGGUGGACAAGGCCCUCCGCCAUUCGGUGGACAAGGUCCUCAACAAUUUGGUGGACCAGGCCAACAACAAUUCGGAGGCCCUCAGCCAUUCGGUGAACAAGGCCCUCCGCCAUUCGGUGGACAAGGUCCUCAACAAUUUGGUGAACCAGGUCGCCAACAAUUUGGUGAACCAGGUCGACAAGAAUUUGGUCAACCAGGCCCUCAACAGUUCGGACCUCAACAAUCUCCCCUAGGGGUACUCGAGCCGAGCAGAAUAAGAAGAGACGUGCGAGGCACUGAAACCGGUCACGGUAUGCUGGAACUAAUUCUACGCUAA